AUGUCAGAUCCACCACCGCCAUAUGAAGACAUAGCGACUGAACAGAACAACAACGGGAGCUCCAAGCGAGGACACGCAAGUGCGACCUCCGGCGACGUCUACUACAUGGGGCCGCAUCAGAAGGACCGCCAGUUCGCUCUUACUAUCCACCCCAACAGUCUGGCGACUACCCCUAACCCUUCAAUCAUCCUACACGACGGAUUGACCACAAGGAAUCCGGCCAUAGGUACCUCGAGAAACACCUGGGUCUCUGGCAGCGACCGACUCUUUGAGGAAUUCAUCAUCGCCGUCUCACCUUUGGGCGGGUCUCAGCCAGCUGAAGAAAGAUUGCUGACAGUGGACGAAGGCACUUAUUGGCACCCUGUCAUUAGGCUGCGGUAUUCCCUUCCAGCCACCCAAGCCAUGGCGGGUGCCCACAGUGUUGAUGAUAUUCAACGGCAGGAGUUUGAGUGGCAGGAGAGCAGCUCGCGGGAGGUGCAGAGCCUCGGCGGCAAAGACUCUGGUUGGAGGCUUGUUAAUCUCUCAAAUGUGAACGAGACACUGGCAAUCUGUGUGCCCAACGGCCAUAGUUUGACCAAAUUCCUGCGCUUCUCUUUCAGAGGCAAGGGAAGAACGGGGAGUCACUACAGUCCCACGUGGGAGGUGAUGGCUAUUCUUACUGGCCUUACCACCUGGGAGCGGAUGAACCAAAUACUUCGGCGCAUGGAUUAA
Clonostachys solani is the source of this 711-nucleotide messenger RNA. NCBI's taxonomy places the organism in Eukaryota, Fungi, Ascomycota, Sordariomycetes, Hypocreales, Bionectriaceae. The record is from the annotation of a GenBank genome assembly.